Molecule: messenger RNA, 2170 nt
Organism: Pimephales promelas (fathead minnow)
Lineage: Eukaryota; Metazoa; Chordata; Actinopteri; Cypriniformes; Leuciscidae
Source: RefSeq, a predicted model, not a curated record
CUAGAAGCGCUCAUUCAGUCCGACGAGUUUGUGCCGCUGCUGUACUAGCAGUUGAUCGCUCGAGCUCCCACAGUUUCAUUGAGAGUCAAGUAGACUUUAUUCUUCUUAAUACUGUUUUUGUGUUUAAAUCAUUGUGCUGGAGGAGAUCCAGUGACCGUCGCAAGCAGACAUGAUCACUUCAGCCGCUGGUAUCAUUUCCCUCCUGGAUGAAGAUGAGCCACAGCUCAAGGAGUUCGCCCUACACAAACUGAACUCCAUUGUCAAUGACUUUUGGGCAGAGAUCUCUGAGUCCGUUGACAAAAUCGAGGUCCUGUACGAGGAUGAGACGUUUCGCAGCCGAGAGUUCGCUGCACUGGUGGCGUCUAAAGUCUUUUACCACCUCGGUGCCUUCGACGAGUCUUUAAACUACGCGCUGGGCGCUGGAGAUCUCUUCAACGUCACCGACGACUCCGAAUAUGUGGAGACCAUCAUUGCCAAGUGUAUCGAUCAUUACACCAAACUGCGCGUUGAGAACGCCGAGCUGCCAGAGGACGAGGAGAAGAAAAGCAUCGACCCUCGUCUGGAGGGAAUCGUCAACAAGAUGUUCCAGCGCUGCCUGGGGGAUCACAAGUACAAACAGGCCAUCGGCAUCGCGCUGGAGACCAGACGCUUGGACAUCUUUGAGAAAACCGUCCUGGAAUCUACUGACAUUGGUGGAUUGCUGGCCUACAGCCUGAAGAUCUGCAUGUCCCUCAUGCAGAACAAGAAGUUUCGUAACGAAGUCCUCCGAGUCCUCGUCAAGCUGUACAUGAACCUGGAGAAGCCGGACUUCAUCAGCGUUUGCCAGUGUCUGAUUUUCCUCGACGACCCUCAAGCGGUGAGCGAUAUUUUGGAGAAGCUGGUGAAGGAGGAUAACCUCCUGAUGGCCUAUCAGAUCUGCUUUGACCUGUAUGAGAGCGCCAGCCAGCAGUUCCUGUCCUCCGUCAUUCAGAACCUGCGGACCGUCGGCACACCCAUCCCCGCCGUGCCCGGAUCCACCAACACGGGCACUGUGCCCACGCAGGAGAAAGACAGUGACGCGAUGGAGACAGAAGACAAAGCUGGAAGCUCUCCGGCUGGAAAGGCCGUGGAAGUGAAGGAUGAGCCGAAAGACCAGAACUCAAAAAUGAUCAAAAUAUUAAGUGGGGAAAUGGCCAUUGAGCUGCACCUUCAGUUCCUCAUUCGAAACAACAACACAGACCUGAUGAUUCUCAAAAACACCAAGGAUGCGGUCCGAAAUUCGGUGUGUCACACGGCGACGGUCAUAGCGAACUCAUUCAUGCACACGGGAACAACAAGCGACCAGUUUCUACGAGAGAAUUUGGAGUGGCUGGCGAGAGCAACAAACUGGGCCAAAUUCACAGCAACAGCGAGUCUUGGCGUCAUUCACAAGGGCCAUGAAAAGGAAGCACUACAGCUAAUGGCAACUUACCUGCCCAAAGACACCUCACCAGGGUCAGCCUAUCAGGAAGGAGGAGGGCUGUACGCACUUGGGCUGAUCCAUGCUAAUCACGGCGGGGAAAUCAUCGACUACCUUCUCAGCCAGCUCAAGAGUGCCAGUAAUGAUAUCGUCCGUCACGGUGGCGCUCUGGGUCUCGGUUUAGCCGCCCUGGGCACCGCUCGCCAAGACGUCUACGAUCUGCUCAAAUCUAACCUCUAUCAAGAUGAUGCAGUAACAGGAGAGGCGGCUGGUCUUGCUCUGGGUCUGGUGAUGUUGGGCUCAAAGUCGGCCCAGGCGAUCGAGGACAUGGUGGGUUACGCUCAGGAGACCCAGCACGAGAAGAUCCUGCGCGGAUUGGCUGUCGGCAUCGCCAUGGUGAUGUACGGAAGGAUGGAAGAGGCCGAUGCUCUAAUCGAGAGUCUAUGCAGAGAUAAGGACCCCAUCCUGCGCCGCUCGGGAAUGUACACAGUGGCCAUGGCAUACUGCGGAUCUGGGAACAACAAAGCCAUCCGACGACUGCUACACGUGGCUGUGAGUGACGUGAACGACGAUGUUCGGAGGGCUGCCGUCGAGUCCAUCGGAUUCAUCAUGUUCAGGACUCCAGAACAGUGUCCCAGUGUGGUUUCCCUGCUGUCCGAGAGCUACAACCCUCACGUCCGAUGCGGCGCUGCAAUGGCUCUGGGCAUCUGCUGCGCUGGCACUGGGAACAAG